This is a messenger RNA of Apaloderma vittatum (bar-tailed trogon), 446 nucleotides long. Its product is annotated as regulator of G-protein signaling 19-like. The record is from RefSeq and is a predicted model, not a curated record. The annotation marks the transcript as partial. The transcript is spliced from 4 exons. NCBI's taxonomy places the organism in Eukaryota, Metazoa, Chordata, Aves, Trogoniformes, Trogonidae.
AUGACGGCAAAAUUGCACAAGGAGCCGGGGUGCUACUGGUUCCGUGUCCCUGUUAGGAACGAGGACCGGCAGCGAGCAUGGAGGGCGUCCCGGGAGACCAAACUGGAGACCAUCCCAAACUGUGAAGCGUGCACCAAGCCCACGCCGGAGGAGGUGCGGGGCUGGGCACAGUCCUUCGACAAUCUGAUGAAGAGCCCGGCGGGUCGCAACGUCUUCCGAGAGUUCUUGCGGACUGAGUACAGCGAGGAGAACAUGCUCUUCUGGCUGGCGUGCGAGGAGCUCAAAACCGAGUGCAACAAGCACACCAUCGACGAGAAGGCCAGGACGAUCUACGAGGACUACAUCUCCAUCCUCUCGCCCAAGGAGGUGAGCCUGGACUCGCGGGUGCGGGAGGUCAUCAACCGGAAGAUGCAGGAGCCGUCCUCGCACACCUUCGACGACGCGCA